This is a messenger RNA of Jaculus jaculus (lesser Egyptian jerboa), 798 nucleotides long. It is a transcript of the gene Ctrl, whose product is annotated as chymotrypsin like. The transcript has 7 exons. Lineage: Eukaryota; Metazoa; Chordata; Mammalia; Rodentia; Dipodidae. The coding region runs from base 4 to 798 and encodes 264 amino acids. Gene Ontology annotation, biological process: proteolysis. The record is from RefSeq and is a predicted model, not a curated record. Gene Ontology annotation, molecular function: serine-type endopeptidase activity.
ACAAUGCUACUGCUUAGCCUAACCCUCAGCCUGUUCUUUCUCGGCUCCUCCUGGGGCUGUGGCGUUCCUGCCAUCAGGCCAGCCCUGAACUACAAUCAAAGGAUCGUCAAUGGAGAGGAUGCUGUGCCAGGCUCCUGGCCCUGGCAGGUGUCCCUGCAGGACAGCAACGGCUUCCACUUCUGUGGUGGUUCUCUUGUUAGCCAGUCCUGGGUAGUCACUGCUGCCCACUGCAACGUCAGUCCUGGCCGCCACUUUGUUGUCUUGGGAGAAUAUGACCGAUCGUCCAACGCUGAGCCGGUGCAAGUGCUGUCCAUCUCAAAGGCCAUUACAUACCCCAGCUGGAACCCCACCACUAUGAACAAUGACCUGACACUUCUAAAACUCGCCUCGCCAGCCCGGUACACUGCAUCUGUCUCACCAGUCUGCCUGGCUUCCUCAAAUGAGGCAUUGCCUGCAGGCCUCACCUGUGUCACCAGCGGCUGGGGCCGAAUCAGUGGUGUGGGCAAUGUGACACCAGCACGUCUUCAGCAGGUAGUUCUGCCGCUGGUCACCGUUAAUCAGUGUCGGCAGUACUGGGGCUCCAGUAUCACCGACGCCAUGAUCUGUGCAGGUGGCUCAGGUGCCUCUUCAUGCCAAGGUGACUCAGGAGGCCCGCUUGUCUGCCAGAAGGGAAACACAUGGGUGCUCAUUGGUGUUGUCUCCUGGGGCACCAAUAACUGUAAUGUGCAAGCACCAGCUGUAUACACUCGGGUUAGCAAGUUCAGCUCUUGGAUCAACCAGGUCAUGGCCUACAACUGA